ACGAAAAAAAAUUUUUUAUUAAAGGAAUGCACCCGAAUAUUCGUCGCCUACAAAUAUCAAAUUAAGAAAUAUCGUCGAUAUUUCAUAAAAAUAUCAGGUCUACCGAGAUAUCGUAGUUAUAUCGCAUAUCCUGCCAUCCUGAAUUCCUGGUACUCACUCAUGACAGAUCGAAAAGUUAUUGCCUUAUUCUUUGGUUUGAUAUUUACACUGGCUUAGCCUUGCGGCUUGCAUUUGGAUUAUCCUCUCAGAAAUAUGAAAUUGCACAAAUGUCAAUUUUAAGUAUUUGCUGCCUGUAAUAGUUGACUUAAAUCAAAUUUUUUUAUUGUGAUCCACUGAUUAUCAAUUAACUUUUCUACAAUCAAAAAGGUUUUAUUAGCAAAAAUGCCUUUAAAUUCAGAUAUAUCAACAGCUCUCCAUUUGCUAGAGCAUAUUUACGAACGUGUGAAAGAUAGUGAUGAUUCGAAGCUUCAGCUACACACGAGCAAUGAUCUUGAGUCACUGAUUUCUCUUCUAGAAAAUCCAGUUCUGCGAAAUAUAGCAGUAAUACAAGAUUCAUUGGACGAUUUGAACGAUCAACUUUCACAGCAUCCCUCUCUUUUACCUGAUGAUUUCGAUAUAAACACAAAUGGACGAUUAGAAUUAUCAGUACCAACAACUCCAAUUCAGCCAUUUGAAACAAACAUUUAUCAAGAGUUGUACCAAGAAAACACUGAAAUUGAUGAUCAACGAGUGCCAGUUGCAUCACUUAUAAACGCCAAUAACGAAGAUACCACUCCCCAGGCUUUAAGUCAAAUGAUUGGUAGUGAUGUCAUUCCACCAAUAACAACACCAACAUAUGCUAAAGAGUUUCAAAGGGUCAUUAAUUCCGCAUCACAAGGAAGACAAGUUGUCACUGUUCAACUGUAUAAACCAGAAGGUACUAGUUUGGGUUUUAGUGUUGUUGGAUUACGAAGCAACGACAAAGGAGAACUUGGUAUAUUUCUGCAAGAAAUCCAGCCAAAUGGCAUCGCAGAAUGUGAUGGUAGACUGGUUGAAGGUGAUCAGAUACUAGCGAUCGAUGGACAACCACUUGAUUCAAAUAUUUCACAUGAACAGGCAAUAUCAAUACUUCAAAAAGCUCGCGGUACUGUUGAGUUAGUUGUUGCACGAACAAUUCAAGAUAUUGAAGGUGCUAUUUUAUCACAUGAACUACGUAUUUCAUCAAGCCCAACAUUUGGUGAAAUCGAAACCGAUUCAACAGUUAAACGUAGUGAAAGUGAUAAUCAAUCGUUGUCAUUAGAAAAAGAUUGGCUAUCAUCAAGUUCAGUUUCGUUAAAAAAUCAAACAAUCUUAUCACCAAUAAAUACCAAUAAAUUAAUAUCGAUUGCACCAACAGAAUCACCGAAAAUAGAUAAAAAUACAACAGGUGAUACAAUAAAAACAAGUACUGAUAUGGUGUUAAAUACAGAAUGGGCACAAGUUGAAGUCAUCAAUUUAAUAAAUGACGGUAGUGGACUUGGUUUUGGUAUUAUUGGUGGCAGAAGUACUGGUGUUGUUGUUAAAACAAUAUUACCAGGUGGUGUUGCUGAUCGUGAUAAUAGAUUACAAAGUGGCGAUCAUAUAUUACAAAUUGGUGAUGUUAACUUGCGUGGCAUGGGUAGUGAACAAGUUGCCGCUGUAUUACGACAAUCAGGUACCCAUGUACGUCUUGUUGUUGCACGUCCAGUAGAACCAACAUCACCAGAUUAUCAGACAAUUGGUAGUCAUGCACCAAUUGUUCCAACUAAAAUACUUGGUGAUCCGGAUGAACUAGAUAAACAUUUGUUACACAGUAUACCAGAAAAUUAUAACAUACCUCAUUUCCGAACUGAUUCAAAUCCUGAAAAUAAUAGAUUUUCACAAGAUAGUGAUAUGGACAUGCAUACAAGACCAAGUCUUAUCAUGGAAGUAGUACGUAAUCCGCUAUCGAUUGGACAAAUACCAAUUAUUCCAGUUGUAGCUGAUAUAUCAUUGCUAUCAUUAGAAACAGUAAAUGUUAAUUCACUGCCAGAAAUGGAAAGAUUUACUGUUGAAUUAAAAAAAGACAGUUAUGGACUUGGAAUAACAAUUGCUGGAUAUGUCUGUGAGAAAGAGGAGUUAUCCGGAAUAUUUGUUAAAAGUAUCAGCAAAGGAAGUGCUGCUGAUGUUAGUGGUAAAAUACAAAUAAAUGACAGAAUCGUUGAAGUUGAUGGGCACUCGUUACAAGGAUACUCGAAUCAUGAAGCGGUUGAAGUACUAAGAAGUACAGGACAAAUUGUUGUACUCUGUUUAGAAAGAUAUUUACGGGGACCAAAAUAUGAACAAUUACAACAAGCUAUUGCUGCUAGUGAAUUACGAGUACCACAAUUGAAUUCACCAUCAAUUACAAGUUUGCCCAGUUUUCCAAUGAGUACGGAUGGUGAUACAAUUGAAAUUGAGCUGGAGGGUGAAUCACACACGACAGUUGACAGUGCAGCGUUGCGGGGAGUUGAUCAAAGCGAUGUUUCCAAUAAGCUGGAGGAUAUGUCACUGGUUGAAGCUCUUUUGAGUGACCCAUCUUGUGAAUUAACGCCUCAAAUUGAAGCAGCGAUAAAAGAUAAAUGGCAGCGAAUUGUUGGUCUAGACAUCGAGAUUGUUGUAGCGCAGUUGAAAAAAUUUGCUGAAAGCAGUGGGCUUGGAAUAAGUCUUGAGGGAACAGUUGACGUUGAGAACGGACAAGAAGUUCGACCACACCAUUAUAUACGUUCAAUUCUUCCAGAAGGACCGGUCGGACAAAAUAGAAUUCUCUGUUCUGGUGAUGAACUUUUAGAGGUCAAUGGUUAUCGUCUCUUGGGAAUAAAUCACAUGGAAGUUGUGACUGUGUUAAAAGAAUUACCAAUUCAUGUUAGAAUGGUUUGUGGAAGAAGUCAUACAUUACAAGAUCCACUAUGUCCAAUCGACACAGCACAGCAUCAACUCGCAUUUCAAUCUAGAAGUAUUUUGGGUGGAUCAUUGCAAAAUUUACUGCCAACAAUGGAUCGUCUUGUUAAAGCAAAAUCAGAUGGUUCAUUAGCAUCAACAACAACAACAACAACUGCAACUAUAACUGAUGCAAAUUUAACUAAAAUGAAGUCACGUUCAUUGGAACCACUAAUUGGUUUGGCAAUGUGGAGUGCUGAGCCACAUAUUAUUGAACUUGUUAAAGGUGAAAGGGGCCUUGGUUUUUCAAUUUUAGACUAUCAGGAUCCAAUGAAUCCAAAUGAAACUGUAAUAGUAAUACGUUCAUUAGUACCUGGUGGUGUUGCUCAACUUGAUGGUCAAUUAAUACCAGGCGAUCGUUUGAUAUUUGUUAAUAAUACAAUACUUGAAAAUGCAACACUUGAUCAAGCAGUACAAUCAUUAAAAGGUGCACCGAAAGGUACAGUACGUAUUGGUGUUGCGAAACCAUUACCAAUACCCGAUUGCAUUACACAGUUAAAUAGUACUGAUUUAUCAAAAAUCGAUGAUAACGGUAAACUUACGAAAAUUAAUAAUGAUAAACAUAGACGUGAAUAUUUUAGAAAAAGAAAAGUUAAUAUAACACAACCAUUGCAUUAUAUCAGUUUAAUCGAAAGCUUAGAGAAUCAGCAUAAUCUUGUUAAAUCAGAAAGUUUUUAAGAAAUAAUAUUUCAUUUAUAAUUAUUAAUGUUGAAUUACACUAUAAUCCGUUUAGUACACUUUCAUUAAACUUAUAUUAACAAUUAAUUUAUCAUUGUUAUUCAAUAAUAUUUUUGAAAUUUUUGAAUAUCAAAAUUUCUUUUUUUAUUUUUUUUUUUAUUGUUAUAUUUUAAUUAAAGUAAACAUUUAUUCAAGAUAAUGAAUAUCUUUAAAUGCUUACUAAAUAAUAAUAUUUUUUCGAACUUUGAAAUAUUAUCACUCUACAUGUAUGUUUUUUAUUAUCUUCCUAUCAAGGAAUCACGUAUUUUACGAUCAAUCCAAUCACGAUAAUACGAAACACGAACAUAGACUCCAGGUUUAUUUAUUUUUCCACAAUGCUGUC
Aphidius gifuensis is the source of this 4015-nucleotide messenger RNA. Its product is annotated as patj homolog. The coding region runs from base 382 to 3633 and encodes 1083 amino acids. The transcript is spliced from 15 exons. Lineage: Eukaryota; Metazoa; Arthropoda; Insecta; Hymenoptera; Braconidae. Gene Ontology annotation, molecular function: protein binding. The record is from RefSeq and is a predicted model, not a curated record.